Drosophila kikkawai is the source of this 430-nucleotide messenger RNA. RefSeq names its product Metallothionein C (gene MtnC). Gene Ontology annotation, molecular function: metal ion binding. NCBI's taxonomy places the organism in Eukaryota, Metazoa, Arthropoda, Insecta, Diptera, Drosophilidae. The record is from RefSeq and is a predicted model, not a curated record.
UACCCAAGAAACGAAGACCACUGACCAUUCACACAUUACAAAGUAUUUAGUCAGAGUUACAAUUUAAAGAAAUACAAUACAAUAAACCUUCAAGAUGGUUUGCAAAGGAUGCGGAACUAACUGUAAGUGCACGGACACCAAGUGUGGCGAUAAUUGUGCCUGCAGCCAGGACUGCAAGUGUGUCUGCAAAAAUGGACCCAAGGAUCAGUGCUGCAAAACCAAGUAGAUAUAGAUUUGCCGAUCAAAGGACACCGAAUAAAUGAAACCAGUGGCCAAACCUCAAGCCAAACCCACACAUUUCCCUAGAAAUGUCUGUCAAAAAUGAUAUUUCGCUUAAUUACAGUUUUCGCGGGCGACAGACACACUACUAAAAAUGCAUAAACACACAAAAAUGUCGAGGACAAAUAUAUUUAGUCUGAUGGCAGCAUGA